GCAAACAGCAGCUGCAAACAGUCAAGGACCGCUUCCAGGCUUUCCUCAAUGGUGAAACUCAGAUUGUGGCCGAUGAAGCCUUCAUGAACGCUGUCCAGAGUUACUAUGAGGUGUUUCUGAAGAGUGACCGCGUGGCCCGUAUGGUCCAGAGUGGCGGCUGCUCUGCCAAUGACUCUCGAGAGGUCUUCAAGAAGCACAUCGAGAAACGGGUGCGCAGCCUGCCGGAGAUUGAUGGCCUGAGCAAGGAGACCGUGCUGAGCUCCUGGAUGGCCAAGUUUGAUGCCAUCUACCGCGGGGAAGAGGACCCCAGGAAGCAGCAGGCCCGCAUGACGGCCAGUGCGGCCUCCGAGCUGAUUCUCAGCAAGGAGCAACUCUACGAGAUGUUCCAGAACAUUCUUGGGAUCAAGAAGUUCGAACACCAGCUCCUGUACAAUGCCUGCCAGCUGGACAACCCAGAUGAGCAAGCAGCCCAGAUCAGACGGGAAUUGGAUGGACGUCUCCAAAUGGCAGACCAAAUAGCCAGGGAACGCAAAUUUCCCAAGUUCGUCUCCAAAGAAAUGGAAAACAUGUACAUUGAGGAGCUGAAGUCGUCAGUCAACCUGCUCAUGGCCAACCUGGAGAGCAUGCCAGUGUCCAAGGGCGGCGAGUUCAAGCUUCAGAAACUCAAACGCAGCCACAACGCGUCCAUCAUCGACAUGGGCGAAGAGAGCGAGAACCAGCUCUCCAAGUCCGACGUCGUGCUCUCUUUCUCCCUGGAGGUGGUGAUUAUGGAAGUCCAAGGCCUCAAAUCCUUGGCUCCAAACCGCAUUGUGUAUUGCACAAUGGAGGUGGAAGGAGGAGAGAAACUGCAGACUGACCAGGCUGAGGCUUCGAAACCAACGAAAAGCAAAGUGCAAUGUAGAAAUAUCAGAAGAAUUAAGAAUUUAAAAUUAUGCAAAAAUAAAUCCACCCGGCUGCCCAUCCGCCGCCGCAGCCUCCAUGCCCGUCUCCAACUGCCAGGACGUGCUGAAGCUGCACUCCCGGCCAAGGAUGAGUUCCCCGCCCUGAGCGACCACAACAACCACCUGGUCAAGGUGCUGACCCCCAAGCUGUCGGCCGAGCUGCGUGCCAAGUGCACACCGAGUGCUUUCACGGUGGACGACGUCGGCCAGCCGAGCAUCCUGACCAUGGGCUGCAUGGCGGGCGACGAGGAGUCCUAUGAAGUCUUCAAGGAGCUCUUUGACCCCAUCAUCGAGGACCGCAUCAGUGUGGGCCUGCACGCCUGCUCUCUUGGGCACCGCAAGGGCAGGAAGCAAGACGGGCAAAAUGCCUGGCUUCACGAUGCUCUGCCAAAAAAUCAAGUGCAGUGGGGCAGCUCGGAGGAGGCCAGUGUGCCCGUUGUAGUUGCCCUUCUCAGAGCUGUGCAGGUUAUUCUCCAUCCCACCCCAAACAGCCCCAAGCAGUCAGAGUGGCACAAAAUGGCAGUCUCCAAAAACUGCCCGGAUCAAGACCUGAAAAUCAAACUUGCUGUCCGAAUGGAUAAGCCUCAAAACAUGAAGCAUUCUGGGUAUUUGUGGGCCAUCGGUAAGAAUGUCUGGAAGAGAUGGAAGAAACGGUUUUUUGUAUUGGUGCAGGUCAGUCAGUACACGUUUGCCAUGUGCAGUUACCGGGAGAAGAAAGCAGAGCCCCAGGAGCUUCUACAACUGGAUGGUUAUACUGUGGACUACACCGACCCCCAGCCAGGUUUGGAGGGUGGCCGUGCAUUCUUCAACGCAGUCAAAGAAGGCGACACCGUGAUAUUUGCAAGCGAUGACGAGCAAGAUCGAAUCCUGUGGGUCCAAGCCAUGUACCGAGCCACCGGGCAGUCACACAAGCCUGUGCCCCCCACCCAAGUCCAGAAGCUCAACGCCAAGGGAGGGAAUGUGCCUCAGCUGGAUGCCCCCAUCUCUCAAUUUUACGCAGAUAGAGCUCAAAAGCAUGGCAUGGAUGAAUUUAUCUCUUCCAACCCCUGUAACUUUGACCACGCUUCCCUCUUUGAGAUGGUACAGCGCCUUACUUUGGAUCACAGACUUAAUGAUUCCUAUUCUUGCCUGGGCUGGUUCAGUCCUGGCCAGGUGUUUGUACUCGAUGAGUAUUGUGCACGGAAUGGAGUCCGAGGGUGCCAUCGGCAUCUCUGCUACCUCAGAGACUUACUUGAGCGGGCAGAAAACGGCGCCAUGAUCGACCCGACCCUCCUACAUUAUAGCUUUGCCUUCUGUGCAUCCCACGUCCACGGGAACAGGCCCGACGGAAUUGGAACCGUGACUGUUGAAGAAAAAGAACGUUUUGAAGAAAUCAAAGAGAGACUGCGGGUUCUUUUGGAAAAUCAGAUUACACAUUUUAGGUAUUGCUUUCCAUUUGGCCGACCGGAAGGUGCUUUAAAAGCUACUCUCUCACUCUUGGAAAGGGUUCUGAUGAAAGAUAUUGUUACCCCAGUUCCACAGGAGGAGGUAAAAACGGUCAUCCGUAAAUGUCUAGAGCAAGCCGCUUUAGUCAACUACUCUCGACUGUCAGAGUAUGCCAAAAUCGAAGGGAAAAAGAGAGAAAUGUAUGAGCAUCCUGUCUUCUGCUUGGCCUCCCAAGUGAUGGAUUUAACCAUUCAGAAUCAGAAGGACGCAGAAAAUGUAGGCCGGUUAAUCACACCUGCCAAAAAGCUCGAAGACACAAUCCGUCUUGCCGAACUAGUCAUUGAAGUUCUUCAGCAGAAUGAGGAGCACCACGCGGAGGGGAAAGAGGCCUUUGCGUGGUGGUCGGACUUAAUGGUGGAGCACGCCGAGACAUUCCUGUCCCUCUUUGCGGUGGACAUGGAUGCAGCCUUAGAGGUGCAACCUCCAGACACGUGGGACAGCUUUCCACUGUUUCAGCUGCUGAAUGAUUUUCUCCGUACUGAUUAUAAUUUGUGCAAUGGGAAAUUUCACAAACACCUGCAAGACCUGUUUGCCCCACUUGUGGUUAGAUAUGUGGAUUUGAUGGAGUCCUCAAUCGCACAAUCCAUUCACAGGGGCUUUGAGCGGGAGUCAUGGGAACCAGUCAAUAAUGGAUCAGGCACCUCGGAAGACCUGUUCUGGAAGCUCGAUGCCCUUCAGACCUUCAUUAGGGACUUGCAUUGGCCCGAAGAAGAAUUUGGAAAGCACCUGGAGCAGCGACUAAAGCUGAUGGCAAGUGACAUGAUCGAAUCGUGUGUCAAAAGAACCAGGAUUGCAUUUGAAGUGAAGCUGCAAAAAACCAGUCGAUCAACAGAUUUCCGGGUCCCACAGUCAAUAUGCACCAUGUUUAAUGUUAUGGUUGAUGCCAAAGCUCAAUCAACAAAACUUUGCAGUAUGGAAAUGGGCCAAGAGCACCAAUACCACUCAAAAAUAGAUGAACUAAUUGAAGAAACUGUUAAAGAAAUGAUAACACUCUUGGUUGCAAAGUUUGUUACUAUCUUGGAAGGAGUCCUGGCAAAAUUAUCCCGAUAUGACGAAGGGACUUUGUUUUCAUCAUUUCUGUCAUUUACCGUGAAGGCAGCUUCCAAAUAUGUGGAUGUACCUAAACCCGGGAUGGAUGUGGCCGAUGCCUACGUGACUUUUGUCCGCCACUCUCAGGAUGUCCUGCGUGAUAAGGUCAAUGAGGAGAUGUAUAUAGAAAGGUUAUUUGAUCAAUGGUACAACAGCUCCGUGAACGUGAUCUGCACCUGGUUGACCGACCGGAUGGACUUGCAGCUUCACAUUUAUCAGUUGAAAACUCUAAUUAGGAUGGUAAAGAAAACCUAUAGAGAUUUCCGAUUGCAAGGGGUCCUGGACUCGACCUUGAACAGCAAGACCUAUGAGACCAUCCGGAACCGGCUUACUGUGGAGGAAGCCACAGCCUCUGUCAGCGAGGGCGGGGGCCUGCAGGGGAUCAGCAUGAAGGACAGUGACGAGGAAGAUGAAGAAGAUGAUUAGGUCAUUGGACCCCAAAGCCCACUGGGAUGGAGCCCUGUAACCAAUGCAUGUCCUUAGUCUGUUAGUCAACCCCAUUAGGGAAUUUCUGUCAACUCCCAUGCCCAUGAGGUGUUUACCAAUACAAUUGCCAUUUUAGCUCUGUGGUACUAAGAUUAGCAAACGACCUUCGAAUCCACUGAUUUCCUGAUUCCAUGUCUCUAUGUUUACAAGCAAUAUGGAGCACCAUUCUUUAAAUACUGUUCAUGGAGAAUACAUAGUUCAACCGCUAGGCGUGUCCCUGUUCUAAGCGAAGUUCAAUGAUGCUUCAUUAAUGUACUGUGUAUACAUUGACAGUCAAAGGAUGUGAGGGCGAGUACAAGGAGUGCUUUCAUUUCUUUGUUUCACGUAUGUGGAUGCCACUUAUUUAAAUGAGUACAUAAGCAAUUAAUUGAGAAGUCUAGAUCUGCUUUGUUUUUCGAAAAACAAAAGGCAAGGCUCCAACAGCCAACUUAGGGUUAUUUCUGUUCCCAAAAAUGAAACAGAUGAACCCCUUAUAUCCUCAGUAGCGCAUCCUGUCGUUUAUCCAUCUAGUUAGCCGCCCCCCCACCCCAAACAAACAAACAAACCCAGGAUGGUUACGUACCAAGGGAUUGAUCUCUCUAAAGCCACGGCCAGGACGAGCUCUCGUGAUGUACCAUGAAGCACAGUUCAGUGCAACUGCCUUCUGUUUCAGCGUAUCCAACCGAAUGUCUCAUUUUGCUUUCUGUGUUUCAAAAACUGUGUAUGUAAAAAACAAGCAAACAGACCCUGACUAUUUAAAUGACAGCCCUAGACUAUAUAAAUGUGUUUAUAAUGAGAUGUGGAUAUUUCUUCAGUAGACUGUAACCAUAAUUUGAAUUAUUUUGUUCCACCAUGUUUUUUAUAUCUGUUGUGUCCAUUGCAUUUUGAUCCGUCGCCGCACAGCCCUGGAGCCCUCUGCAGAGCCAGUUCCUCCUGUGUAAAGUCGUGGGUCCCUCUGCUUUGGCCUUAUCUGAAAGCCUACAGUCAUGAAAGUGUGGGAAACUGUAGCUUCUCAAUAAAUACCUAUUCAGAUGUCCUACGAA
Messenger RNA from Echinops telfairi (small Madagascar hedgehog), 5023 nucleotides. It is a transcript of the gene CADPS, whose product is annotated as calcium dependent secretion activator. The coding region runs from base 84 to 3941 and encodes 1285 amino acids. Gene Ontology annotation, biological process: synaptic vesicle exocytosis; positive regulation of exocytosis; dense core granule exocytosis. The transcript is spliced from 30 exons. Lineage: Eukaryota; Metazoa; Chordata; Mammalia; Afrosoricida; Tenrecidae. The record is from RefSeq and is a predicted model, not a curated record. Gene Ontology annotation, molecular function: kinase activity. Gene Ontology annotation, cellular component: glutamatergic synapse.